AUGAGCAACAAAGGCAAGGUUCAAACGUGGGUUACCUGCAACCAAGGCGGUUGGAGUCAGGUCGGUGGUCUGCAAUGGAGCCUUAGAACAGUGCUCUGGCUGCAACUGGUUCAACAAAAUGGUGUAGUUCUCACCGUCGCUCACGUCGCUGCUGAAAUUGGACACUCUUCUGUUCCAGUUGGCUGCUUUGAGAUGAUAGUUGAACCAUCUGAGCAAAAUCUGUUCAGGAGGAAGUCUCAGGAACUGUUCCAAAGUCUCGUCAUCCUCCAACAAUCUGUACAGUUCUGGAUGGAGCUUGAUAUCGAUCUUGCUCAACAGACCUCUUCUGAUAAUCUGCCAAAUCAGACCCAGAAUCAAGUGUUCUUUUCCUUCAAUAAUAUCUUCCGAAUGGACGUUGACAACCACACAUCCAAUGGCCUUGGCCGAGUUCAACACCAUGUUGGCAUUCUCCAGCAUCGUGAAGUUGUUCAGCUUCUUGCCCUUCUUAGGGAUGUUCAAAACUCUGGUGUCAAUUGUGUCUGGAACAGAAUCGUUAAUCAGCUUGGAAAGAACCAAUCCGUCUGUGCACUCGUCGAAAAUCUGGAACGUAUCGAGCGAAAAUGGCAAUCUGUCACCAACAUGGGGAUCGCCAGCGAGAACGGCAUUGAUGUGUCUGGUGAACUCAAUCCGCUCUUCGUCGUUGAUUGUGUGUGUGGUACCGGACUUUCCUGUGACAAUGACCUUGGCAGCAGCACCGGUUCCCUUGUGUACAAACCCGCCCGCAGACGAGCCCGCAGAGGCCACCGUGCCGGCCGUGGCAGCAGAACCACCAGAAACAGGCGGCUGCCGGAUCUCCUUCAACUUGGCAUGCAACUCAACAUAGUCGUCCAGCUCCACAUGUCCCGAAGCAUCAACACUCACCUGCUUCAAUGCCUCUCUCACGUCGUCGUAAGAACCUUUGCCCUCUUGCGACACAGACUCGAUCACAUGCUUACGGUCCACCCAUCCUUUAUCGUCCAGGUCGAUCUUGCGGAAAUCAUCGAUAAUGUUGAAGAUAUCUUCCUGUUUCCAACGGCGUGUCCAAAAACGUCAUCUGAGUCUCCCGCUUGGCUGCCUCGCGACUGUCCAUGCCCGCAGAUUCCAUCUCCUUCUCGAAUUCCUCGUUCAUUAACUCCCAAAGCUCUAAUUCCUGCAAAUCCAGGUCCUUCAGAAACUGCGGACUCGUCUGGAACACCGUGUUCAGCGGCGACCGCUUCAGCUUCUUUGCAACCAGUUGCUCCUCGGUAA
This is a messenger RNA of Ogataea philodendri, 1266 nucleotides long. RefSeq lists its product as uncharacterized. The record is from RefSeq and is a predicted model, not a curated record. The coding region runs from base 1 to 1266 and encodes 421 amino acids. Lineage: Eukaryota; Fungi; Ascomycota; Pichiomycetes; Pichiales; Pichiaceae. The transcript has 3 exons.